Molecule: messenger RNA, 1402 nt
Organism: Asterias rubens (European starfish)
Lineage: Eukaryota; Metazoa; Echinodermata; Asteroidea; Forcipulatida; Asteriidae
Exons: 6
Coding region: 56-712 (218 amino acids)
Source: RefSeq, a predicted model, not a curated record
CUAAAAACUUCUACCCACUUCUGUCUUGAAAGAAAGGUAACUCCAAGAAAACAAGAUGGGUUUGACUCUAGUGUUCGCGAUUGCAAUUCUGGCUCUUGGUGCUAAUGGAAAGGGUCUCAGCACCAAGUUAGCAGAGAAGCCUGUGUGUGACGGGCAGCAGUUGGCGUGUACUUAUUGCCUUGACACCGUUACACUUCUGCAAGGGUCCGUUAACGACGCUGGUGUUGAGAGUGCUAUUGAAAAAUUCAUGCUUGUGAUCUGUGACUUCAUCAACUCCACAUCAGCUGGCAAACAGGAAUGCAUUAAGUACAUCAAUACUUUCCCAGCACGCGCUGAGGCUGCAUCCAACUCCAUCUUUGCCGACCCCCAGACACUGUGUGGGUUCGUUUGCAAGGCCCGAGGACCAGUGGGCGAUCAUUGCCAGCUCGCACCAACACCCAAGGUGGAAGACUGCCCCGUCACCGUAAGAAGUGACAAUAUCGCCUGCGAAGUGUGCAAGAGCGUCCCUACCUUCAUCAAACAGAUCUUGGGUGGCGAUGGUUUCUUGGAAUUGCUUGAGAAUUUUUUGCUGAUCAACUGUGACCUCAUUGCUCCCGGUUGCGCAAAGGACAUCUGUGUUAGUCACACCAAGUUUCUCAGCGUAAAAAUUAAGUUCGUUGUUAACGAGUUAAUGAGCCCUGACCGUGGCUGUGCAUUCAUUUGCGAUGUGUAAGCAGAGAGUCUAACCUGGAACCACUACACUGAAAAUCUGAAUCUGGACUUUUUUUAUCGAUGGUUUUUGUAAUAAUUGAUUUGUAGUGAUUGAAAAAGAUAAUGGAGGGGUGGAUCUCACAAAGAGUUAAGACUAUAGUCUUAUCUCGAGUAAGGAGUUACUCAUCCUAACUUAAGACUAGCCUUAAGUUAAGACUUAUGACUAGCCUUAAGGACUAGUCUUAUCUCAAGAUAGGACGAGUUACUCAUCCUAACUUAAGACUAGCCUUAAGUUAAGCCUUAUGACUAGCCUUAAGGACAGUCUUAUCUCGAGUAAGAAGGAGUUACUCAUCCUAACUUAAGACUAGCCUUAGGUUAAGCCUUAUGACUAGCCUUAAGGACAGUCUUAUCUCGAGUAAGAAGGAGUUACUCAUCCUAACAUAGGACUAGCCUUGAGUUAAGCCUUAUGACUAGCCUUAAGGACUAGUCUUAUCUCGAGUAAGAAGGAGUUACUCAUCCUAACUUAGGACUAGCCUUAAGUUAAGCCUUAUGACUAGCCUUAAGGACUAGUCUUAUCUCAAGAUAGGACGAGUUAUAUGCAUUAAGCUAUAUUUUUUUGCAUUAAGCAGCUCUAUGAAAAUGGGCCCUUAUUUGAAGGCAUUGAUAGUGCAGCUGGUAGAUUUAAAACGUUGGUUGCAGUAUUCUAUUUUAA